AUGCAUAUUGCAUACCACCUUCAUUGGUGCAUUUCCAGAAAUUAGUAUUACUGAUGAAAUUUGAGAGGUACCCAUCGGUAGUGACCAAGUCUUACAGGUUGCAGUAGGGCAGCUACUCUAGGGCUGGUAGCCACUGGGGACUGGAAGUGGAGAGUGAAGCGUGAGAAAAACUUGCCGCGAAAUCGUAUCCCCACCCCAGAGAGGUGGCAGGUGCGGCACUUGUCCCAUUUUUUUACACUUCAAAUAAACGGAAACUUGAACUUGAAUUAACUCCAUAACUGGAACUCCAUUAAAAUUUAAACUUGAAUUUUAUUAUUACAGUACUCUAAACGAGCCACAAAAAUAACCUGAUCACAAAAAAUUAUCAGAAGUGGUUCUUGUUAUUUUAUUGAGGAAAUGCUAUUAUUUCUGAGUACAUCUACAGAUUUCUAUAGCAGACAACAGAAAGAACAUUACGCAUCCUACUCUAGAUCUUGGAAGGUAUUUCAUAAUUAUUUGAAUCCAAAUAGCAUUUCAGCAGGACGUGCGUCGUCCCUAUCCGUUAGCAUGGUUAUCCGAAUCAUGAGGAGCCUGCCUUUCUUUGUUCAUGUUUCUGGAGCGAUUCGUGACACGGGUUUGCAUGGUUCUGUUUUUCGCGACUGCACGCACGCAUCAUUCCUCUCUUCUUCCCACCAUGCCUUACACAGUUCGGCUGGAAUGCUGGCAUGCAAAAAUCAGGAAGCUACGGUGAGGCUAUCCAGUCCUGCGCAAGCUAGAAAACCCGGGACUACACCUGCGGGAAAACUGGAUGAAUUUGAUCAGUAUGUGCAUCCUGACGCCGAGAAAGAGCCUCUGCAGGCAUGGCCAGACGGUGUUAAUCCGCACACUGGCGAACGUGGCGGACCAAAAGGCCCCGAACCUACACGCUACGGUGACUGGGAGCGUAAAGGCCGCGUUUCGGAUUUCUAGUUCUUCGCCAGAAGAACAAUUUUGCUCGUAAUCCCCACAGAGAGGUCUAGCGUCGCUUGGUGAGGCGAAUUGUAAUAAGUGUGCAACAGCAGUCUUACCGUACUAAAUUAUUACUGAAAAUUCAAAAGCGUUUAAUGUGUGCGAAAAUUACUCCGUCUGUGAUCAUACUUUUAAUGAAUACGGGUCCCUGCUCCGUACUGUAACAACGAAACAGAAGCAGCUCUAAUAGACUUUCCAUCGCAUAAAGCAAACAGUUGUCGUUUUUAACCAAAAUCUUCCGUACAGAAAUGAACUCUGCGCAACAGCCAAGUGGCAAACAAUAAGUAUUCCC
Paramacrobiotus metropolitanus is the source of this 1279-nucleotide messenger RNA. RefSeq lists its product as uncharacterized. The record is from RefSeq and is a predicted model, not a curated record. Lineage: Eukaryota; Metazoa; Tardigrada; Eutardigrada; Parachela; Macrobiotidae. Gene Ontology annotation, biological process: mitochondrial respiratory chain complex II assembly. The coding region runs from base 397 to 948 and encodes 183 amino acids. The transcript has 2 exons. Gene Ontology annotation, cellular component: mitochondrion.